Urocitellus parryii (Arctic ground squirrel) is the source of this 1782-nucleotide messenger RNA. The record is from RefSeq and is a predicted model, not a curated record. Lineage: Eukaryota; Metazoa; Chordata; Mammalia; Rodentia; Sciuridae.
GGCCGCCAGGCACUCUGGUUCCCUCAACCUCAGUCUCGMAGUGAGUGCCCCCUUCUAGGGUAGCGGGCGCGGUGAGCUCUUUCUGGUCCUGGGAAGGGCUCUGCCACGGCUGCGGGCCAUGUCCAGGGUCCGCACACACAGCGUCUGCAGAGCCCUGGAGGAAAGGAGAGCCCCGCGCGCUACCAGCCCCGCGCGCCACCACUGAGAAAAUCAGAAACUUUCCAGAUGACUUCCAGUAAUGACCAGGUUUGGAUCUCAAUGUUACAAAGGAAACCCAGUGACCUGCCUUGGAUGACCUCCAGUGACAUGCAGACAUUUUCUGAAGGGCCUGUGUUGAGUUUUCAUAACAUCUGCUAUCGAGUAAAAGUGAAGAGUGGYUUUCUCCUUGGUCGGAAAACAGUUGAGAAAGAAAUACUGUCCAAUAUCAAUGGGAUCAUGAAACCUGGCCUCAAUGCCAUCAUGGGACCCAGAGAUGGAGGCAAAUCCUCGUUGUUGGAUGUCUUAGCCGCAAGGAAGGAUCCACAUGGAUUAUCUGGAGAAGUUUUGAUAAAUGGAGCCCCUCGACCAGCCAGUUUCCCAUGUCAUUCAGGUUAUGUGGCACAAGAUGGUGUUGGGAUGGGCACCCUGACAGUGAGAGAAAAUUUACAGUUUGCAGCGGCUCUUCGGCUUCCAACAACUAUGACAAAUCACGAAAAAAACGAGAGGAUCAACAAACUCAUUCAAGAUUUAGGUCUGAGUAAAGUGACCAAUUUUAAGGCCGGAACCCAGUUUGUAUCUAGAGGAGAAAGAAAAAGGACCAGCAUAGCAAUGGAGCUGAUCACUGAUCCUCCCAUCUUGUUCCUGGAUGAGCCCACAGCUGGUUUAGACUCCAGCACAGCAGUUGCUAUCCUUUUGCUCCUGAAAAGCAUUUCUGAGCGAGGAAGAACAAUCAUCUUCACCAUUCAUCAGCCUCGCUAUUCCAUCUUCAAGCUGUUUGACAGCCUCACCUUAUUGGCCUCAGGAAAACUCAUGUACCACGGUCCUGCCCAGAAGGCUUUGGAGUACUUUGAAUCAGCAGGUUACCAGUGUGAGCCCUACAACAAUCCUGCAUACUUCUUUUUGGACGUCAUUAAUAGAGACUCUUCUGCUAUAGUGUUAAAUAGAAAAGAAGACGACUGUGAAGCCAACAGGGCUGAACAGUUUUCCAAGAGAGAAAAGCUAGUCGUAGACACAUUAGCUGAAUCUUAUGCCAACUCCUCCUUCUACAGAAACACAGAAGCUAGAUUACAGGAGCUCUCAGAUGGUCAGAAGAGGAGCUCAGGCUUUAAGGAGAUCACUCACGUCACCUCCUUCUGCCAUCAGUUCAGAUGGAUUCUCUGGCGUGCAUUCAGAAAUUAUCUAGGUUUCCCCUCGGUCACUAUUCCUCAGAUGUUUGCCACAGGUGCUCUGGGACUGAUUGUAGGUGCCACCUUUCUUGUGCUAAAAAAUGAUUGUACUGAAAUCCAGAAUAGAGCCUGGGCACUCUACGUGCUGGUUGUCUUYCAGUGUUUCAGCAGUGUUUCAGCUGGGGAGAUCUUUGAGCUCCAGAAGAAACUCUUUAAACACGAGUACCUCAGUGGAUACUACAGAGUGUUGCCUUAUUUCCUUGGGGAACUGUUAUCUGAAUUAAUACCCCGGAGGUUGUUUCCAACUAUUAUAUUUACUUCUAUACUAUACUUCAUGUUAGAACACAAUGAACAAUGUGGAGAUGUCUGGGUACGUGAAUGGCUUGUUGAGGAGUUUCCUGUGACAGUAGAAUUGUGA